AUGGGCUGGAUUUGUUCAUUUUUAAUAUCUAUCUAUCUAUCUAUCUAUCUAUCUAUCUAUCUAUCUAUCUAUCUAUCCCAGUCUGUUCAUAUCUAUGAAUCUAUCUCAGUCUGUUCAUUAUCUGUCUAUCUAUCUAUCUAUCUAUCUAUCUAUCUAUCUAUCUAUCUAUCCCAGUCUGUUCAUAUCCAUCUAAGUUUCUUCAUAUCUAUCUAUCUAUCUAUCUAUCUAUCUAUCUAUCUAUCUAUCUAUCUAUCUAUCUCAGUCUGUUCAUAUCUAUGUAUCUAUCUCAGUCUGUUCAGAUCUAUCUAUCUAUCUAUCUAUCUAUCUAUCUAUCUAUCUAUCCCAGUCUGUUCAUAUCUAUCUAUCUAUCUAUCUAUCUAUCUAUCUCAGUCUAUUCAUAUCUAUGUAUCUAUCUCAGUCUGUUCAGAUCUAUCUAUCUAUCUCCGUCUGUUCACUAUCUAUCUAUCUAUCUAUCUAUCUAUCUAUCUAUCUAUCUAUCUAUCUAUCUAUCUAUCCCAGUCUGUUCAUAUCCAUCGAAGUUCUUCAUAUCUAUCAAUUCUUUUACCUUUUUUGUCACUAUGUCUUCCUCACAUUUUCCUCAUUUUUAUUGUGUUUCUUCUUCCUCUUCUUUUUCUUUCUCUUUUCCUUCUCCUCCUUUUUUCUUCUUCUUCCUCUUCCUCACCUUCUUCUUCUUCCUCCUCCUCCUCUUCCUCCCCCUUUCUAAUCUUCUUCUUCUUCUUCUUCUUCUUCUUGAAGGACAACGCAGCUUAUGCGUCAUUGGAUCUAUCUAUCUAUCUAUCUAUCUAUCUAUCUAUCUAUCUAUCUAUCUAUCUAUCUAUCUCAGCUUACGCGUCAUUGGAUCUAUCUAUCUAUCUAUCUAUCUAUCUAUCUAUCUGUGUGUACUGGAACACACCUAUUCUAUAG
Messenger RNA from Acanthosepion pharaonis, 924 nucleotides. The record is from the annotation of a GenBank genome assembly. NCBI's taxonomy places the organism in Eukaryota, Metazoa, Mollusca, Cephalopoda, Sepiida, Sepiidae.